This is a messenger RNA of Zingiber officinale, 1711 nucleotides long. RefSeq names its product protein DETOXIFICATION 34-like. Gene Ontology annotation, biological process: xenobiotic detoxification by transmembrane export across the plasma membrane. Gene Ontology annotation, cellular component: membrane. Bases 36 to 1505 code for a protein of 489 amino acids. NCBI's taxonomy places the organism in Eukaryota, Viridiplantae, Streptophyta, Magnoliopsida, Zingiberales, Zingiberaceae. The transcript is spliced from 7 exons. The record is from RefSeq and is a predicted model, not a curated record. Gene Ontology annotation, molecular function: xenobiotic transmembrane transporter activity; antiporter activity.
UCCGAUUCGUUCCAUUUCGUCUGAAAGAGAGAAGGAUGGGGACGGAGAAGGGGAUCUCGGACCGGCCUCUCCUCCUCGACGACGCGGAGGCGGGAGCUCCGGCGGACUACCCCGCGGUGCGGACCGCGAGGGAGGCGUGGGCGGUGUUCGCGGAGGAGUCCAGGAAGCUGUGGGCGAUCGGCGCCCCCAUCGCGCUCAACAUCCUCUGUCUCUACGGCUACAACUCCUCCACCCAGAUCUUCGUCGGCCACCUCAGCAACCUCGAGCUCUCCGCCGUCGCCAUCACCCUCAACGUCCUCUCCUCCUUCGCCUUCGGAUUCCUUCUCGGCAUGGGGAGUGCACUGGAGACGCUGUGCGGGCAGGCGUUCGGCGCCGGGCAGGUGGAGAUGCUCGGCGUCUACUUGCAGCGCUCCUGGAUCAUCCUCCUCGUCUCUUCCGUCAUCAUGUCGCCCGUCUUCUUCUUCGCCUCCCCGGUGCUGCGCCUCAUCGGCCAGGACGCGACCAUCGCCUCCAUGGCCGGCGAUUUCGCGAUCGCCGUCAUCCCCCAGAUGUUCGCCUCCGCCAUCAUCUUCCCCUCUCAGAAGUUUCUCCAGGCGCAGAGCAAGGUGGUUGUCCUCGCCGCCAUCGGCCUCGUCGGCCUCGCCCUCCACGUCGCCAUGCUCGCCCUCUUCGUCUACGUCCUCGAUUGGCGCAUCGCCGGCGCCGCCGCCGCCUUCGACAUCUCCGCCUGGGCCGUCGCGCUGGCCCAGGUCGCAUACAUCGUCGGCUGGUGCAGGGACAGCUGGACUGGCCUGUCAUGGGCCGCCUUCAAGGACCUCUGGUCCUUCGUCCGACUCUCGGUGGCGUCGGCCUUGAUGCUCUGCCUCGAGAUAUGGUACAUGGCCAUCCUCAACGUCCUCACCGGCCACCUCGACGACGCCGAGAUCGCCAUCGGCUCCCUUUCCAUUUGCCUGAACAUAAAUGGUUGGCAGGGCAUGAUCUUCAUCGGUAUCAAUGCCGCCAUAAGCGUUAGAGUGUCGAACGAGUUGGGAGCAGGUCGGGCGAGGGCAACCAAGUUCUCGGUGGUGGUGGUGAUCAUCCAGUCUCUGGCCAUCGGCCUCUUCUUCAUGGUUCUCAUCCUCGCAACCCGCAACUAUUUCAGCGUAAUCUUCACGAGCGACAAGGACCUGCAACGAGCCGUCGCCAAGAUUGCCUACCUUCUCGCCGUCACCAUGGUCCUCAACAGCAUCCAACGAGUCAUUUCAGGGGUUGCAAUUGGAGGAGGGUGGCAGGGACUAGUGGCUUACAUCAACUUAGCUUGCUACUAUGUUUUCGGCCUUCCUUUGGGUUUCCUGCUGGGCUAUGUCUUCCAACGAGGAGUAGAGGGAAUUUGGGCAGGCAUGCUCUGUGGAAUCUUUGUGCAAACACUAGCUCUGUUGUUCAUAGUUUGGAAGACAGAUUGGAAGAAAGAGGCAAACCAAGCUGCAGAAAGAGUGAGGUUGUGGGGCGGGCGGUAUGAGAAUUGAAAGGUGGAAAGAACAAGAGCAGUUUAUUCAGGCUAUUGCAGACGUUUAUUUAGAUUGGUAUCUAGUUAAUUAACUCAUUUACUUGAGAGUGUUGUAGUUUAUGUCGUUUUCCCUUUUUCUCUUUCCCAGCAUUCAGCUUAAUUUAACUACUGUUGUAGAAUUUAGAAGUGCAGGAUUCUCGUCAAGUAAUAAAAUAUUUAUCACAC